Molecule: messenger RNA, 783 nt
Organism: Didymodactylos carnosus
Lineage: Eukaryota; Metazoa; Rotifera; Eurotatoria; Philodinida; Philodinidae
Source: the annotation of a GenBank genome assembly
AUGCCACCUCUAGUAGGAAUCGAAGUAAAGCGAACAAAAUUACAAAAUCCAUUGAAUGCAGUAUCGAGCAAAGCUACUGAUGGCGAUUUCAACAACGAUUUUCGAGUUCAAGCAUUGAAACGACGUAAACAGCGCCGUAGAAAAUCAUUUUUGUCAAAAAGCGAUUCGAAUGACAGCAGUGACUCAUCUGAUUUAAUUACGGAAGAUCAGCAGCGUCACUCCUCUGUUGUCCACCGCAACGAUCGACCAGGUUCUAAUUCGGUUCGACUGAGAUAUAAUCCGUAUAUAGCGGGGACUACAUCAGACAAUAUCGUUCGGCCGAUACCAGUUAAAUUGCGACGAACAUACUCACCAAACAGUGAUGAAGAACCCCCAUCUCUACAACGUGUAUCUCGAAGCCGAACUGAACCGAAUCAAGUGAGACAAAACGACAUCAGAGCAAAAACGGCUAUAUCAAACAGCAGUCGUCGAUCGCACGCGUUUGAGACAGACCACAUCGACUCGACCAAAGUACAGUUUCCAUCGCAAAACGACGGUAGGCAGCCCAGUGCAUUUACCAAUACUGACCGACUGCGAAAAACAUCUGAUACUAACAACAACGACAGAUUUCAUCGAAGCUCUUACGAAGACAGAUUUGGUGAUAAUCGGCAACGGCGAAAUGAUUACCGCGACGAGUAUCUAACGACAAAACAGAGCGUUGCUAAUACGAAGAAUUUCAUCUCAGCGAUUCAAGAUGAACUUCGAAAUAUUGAUGACACAUAUUAUAGAGCAAAUGAAGUUUAA